Cyclopterus lumpus (lumpfish) is the source of this 1778-nucleotide messenger RNA. RefSeq names its product kunitz-type protease inhibitor 1-like. Gene Ontology annotation, molecular function: serine-type endopeptidase inhibitor activity; protein binding. Lineage: Eukaryota; Metazoa; Chordata; Actinopteri; Perciformes; Cyclopteridae. The transcript has 10 exons. The record is from RefSeq and is a predicted model, not a curated record. The coding region runs from base 76 to 1602 and encodes 508 amino acids.
ACACACCUGAGAGCAGAGACACCGGAGGACGCGCACCGGCCACUCGACCCGCUUCCUUCUUGCUAUAUUCACAAAAUGCCUCCAUCCUCUUCCUCCCCCCUCCUCCUCCUCCUCCUCUUCCUCCCCCCGCUGCUGCGGCUCGCCGGAGCGGAAGAGCAGGCGGACUGCAGCGCGGCGUUCCGGGCCGGACAGGACGACUUCGUCCUGGACGCGGAGGACGCGGUGACGGAGGGAGCGGCGCUGCUGGCCACGGUGCGCGUGCGCUCGCUGGAAGCCUGUAGGAGCGCGUGCUGCGGGAACGAGCUCUGCAACUUGGCGCUGCUGGAGCCGCGCGGCAGCGAUGCGGCGGAAGCGGCGGAACACCGCGUAUGCGUCACGUUCAACUGCAUUCACAGAAACCGCUUCGUGUGUAGGUUCGUGAACAAGGCGGGGUACCGGAGCUACAUCCGGGAGUCCGUGUUCCAGAUGUACCUGCGGGGGCCUCGGGAAUCAGGUAAAGAGGUUCUGCCCAUCGCCAUCGCCGCCCGUGAUGUCAUCAUUCAGCCCGGCGAAGUGGUGACUCUCAGCGGCAUCCAGAGCCUGGCACUGGGCGACGCCCACAUCGUUGAGUACCAUUGGACUCUGCAGAGCGGAGACAGCAACGUGAAGAUGGAGUCCACAGACCUACCUGACCAGGUGAGCCUGUCCCUCCUGCAGCCGGGCUCCUACCACUUCCUGCUGACUGUCAGAGACUCCAAUCAGCAGCUGUCCCGCGCCGCCAAGGUCACCGUGCUUGUGCUCAGCCCGGAGCAGACCAGCUCGUUCUGUCUGUCCUCGCUGAAGGUCGGUCCGUGUCGUGCUUCGUUCCCUCGAUGGCGGUACAACGCCGUGACGAGCGUCUGUGAGCCGUUUGUGUUCGGAGGCUGUAAAUCCAACAAGAACAACUUCCUGUCCAAGGACGAGUGUUUGUCAGCCUGCAGAGGAGUCACAGUGUCUUCAGAGAGGAGCGUUACGCUGCCUGUCGCUGAGGAGUGUGGUGCUCCCUGUGGUCCUGAUCAGCUGACCUGUGUCAGCGGCUGCUGUCUGGACAGAAGUCUGGAGUGUGACGGAGUGAACCAGUGUAGUGACGGGACGGACGAGGAGCCCUGCAGCAAACUGAACCAGACCUUUAACCGUCUGCUGGACAUUGAAGUGAACCAGAAGAAAGCCCGGUGUGUGGAACCCCCCCUCACCGGGCCCUGCCGGGCCAGCUUCCCUCGCUGGUACUACGACCCCCUGAACAGGAAGUGCUCCCGCUUCACUUUCGGAGGCUGUGAAGGAAACGAGAACAACUUUGAGGAGGAAGACAAGUGCAGCAACACCUGCAGAGGCGUGACCGAGCAUCACGCGUUCUUCAGAGCAAUAUUCGAUCGUUAUGCGGAGAAGGAUGACAGUGACUCAGGAAACAUUGCGCUGGCCGUCUGCCUGUCGGUGGCCAUCUUGGCUCUGCUGGCCAUCCUAACCUACUGCUUCCUGAAGGCCAGGAAGGAGCGCUCCCAUAGGCCGGUGGCCACAGGCCCCGCCCACGUGGCGCUGUCGCAGCAGGAGACGCUGGUCUACAACAGCACCACCAAACCUGAGUGAUGGCAGGCAUUGAUUAGGAUGAGUUAUGAUCAGGUGUCGGGUUUCUCUUUGAUGUAUUUAUGAAUAUUCAGUGUUUGGGGCUCAGGUUGAAUGUAAAUAUGUCUUGUUAAUGUCUUCAAUAUGUUUUAACCUCAGGUUUGAUACUUUGUCAUAUUUUACAUGUUAUAAAUACAUAA